Molecule: messenger RNA, 2139 nt
Organism: Oikopleura dioica
Lineage: Eukaryota; Metazoa; Chordata; Appendicularia; Copelata; Oikopleuridae
Source: the annotation of a GenBank genome assembly
AUGGAUGAUCGAAUGGAGGAACCAAAGUCCAUUCAAAUUGAUCAGUUUCUUUCUUAUCCGCUGAGAAACUUCGAAAAUGCAGCUUCGUUCGCGAUUGAUAUCGGUGGCAGUCUUACAAAGCUCGCGUAUUACUCGACAGUCAAGUUUAGGAUAAACAAAGUUAAGAAGGACGAAAAAGAGCUGUAUGAUGUCUCAGAAACUGACAAAAUCCUCCCACGUCUACAUUUCAUCGUGCUCGAAAAUCAAUACCUGAUGGAAGCCUUAGAUUUCAUUCGAGACAGAGUCAAAGCCAGAACGCAGGAUGCUGGCCCUGUUGAGUUUUUCGCUACAGGCGGAGGUAGCAUUAAAUAUGCUCAGUUGCUAAAAGAAAAGAUUGGUGUAGAACCUAUCAAGCUCGACGAAAUCGGCUGUGUCGUAAGAGACGAUUGGGAACGCGUCGGCGGAACAUCAAUGGGCGGCGGCACUUUCUGGGGCCUCGGUCGUCUUCUCACGGGCAAGGAAUCUUUCGACGAUAUUCUUGAGCUUGCCGAAAAGGGCUCUAGAAGCGGCGUGGACACACUUGUUCGCGACAUUUACGGGUUAGGGACCCCGAUUGGCGGCGGCGAUUACGGAAACAUGGGACUUUCUGGCGACAUCACGGCUUCAUCGUUCUGCAAGGCGGCCACCCAAAAGUCGUCAAAAAUUGAAGAAUUCAAACCAGAAGACCGAGCCAAGUCACUUUUGCAUAUGAUCUCCAACGAUAUCGGGCAGCUAGCUUACCUCUAUGCCAAACUCAACAACUGCAAGAAAGUCAUAUUUGGCGGCUUCUUCAUACGAGGACAUAUGGAGACAAUGAGGACUGUCAGCUUUGGAAUCAACUACUGGUCUAAAGGCACGAUUCAGCCCCUCUUUCUCCGCCAUGAAGGAUUUCUCGGAGCCAUUGGCGCAUUUAUGCAGUCAAGCCGCGUUGAUAAAACGAAACUUUGGGGUGAGAACUUUGCCUCGAGCACGGGCUAUCGAGAACGCUCAACGAGCAAUUCGAAGGAUGAUGAUUCGAUAUCAACUUUGGAGUUGGAUCAAAUGGACAUCGCGUGUGAGCCCUUUCCAUAUUUGAUUGACUCGUACAAAGCGGAUCAGUGGGAUCUGACAGAUGACAACGAGUCCAGAGAAUAUUGGUUAGCAACCUUAAAAUCGUCGACGGGAAAAACAGCCUCCAUCGCGAAACAAUCUCAAGUCAGUUCAAGCGAUGUCGAUAACCGUAUUUCCGAGUUCAAAGAAAAAUACCUCAAGCGGUUAGACAAUCUGCGACGUAAACCGGGUUCCUAUGGACGACUGUCAGUACGAAAACUGCUAAACAUGAGGGAAGACCUUCUCAACGAACUGCUCUUCCCUGACCCGUAUAUUCACAUCAAAAAGAAGGAGAACGAGUUUUUCUUGCCCCUUCUCGCAAAAAGAAUUCAAGAAAUCGACUCUUUCACCGACCACAAAAAGCAAUGGGAGGAGUGUUUCCGCGGCAUCCUGGGCGGGAACAUGUUCGAUUGGGGUGCAAAAGCAGUAACGGACAUUUUUGACGGCGCUGCCAACGGCCUCCUGCAAUUUUCAUCAGCUUUAGAGAAAAUUCAACCACGCCCCUGGUUAGUUGACCAUUUCGAUGCAAUUUACGAGAAGUUAGGAAGAUACAAAAGUGUUUGCAUUUUCUGCGAUAAUUCUGGCGCCGAUGUGAUUCUAGGAGUGCUUCCUUUCGUCCGUCAAUUGUUGAGAGACAAUCUUCAGGUCGUCCUCGUCGCAAAUUCGAAACCUGCGUUGAACGACGUCACCUAUUCUGAGCUCGUAGCACUGAUGCCAAAAGUCUACCAUCUCUGCCCAGAGUUUGAGAGCUUCGUCAACAACGAAUCCCUCAUCGUCACGGACAUCGAGUCGAGCUCACCAUGUUUGAACUUGAAGACAGUUCCAACGCGACUUGUUGAAAUUCUGAGCGCGAAGAAAUGCGACUUGCUGAUUUUUGAGGGCAUGGGUCGCGCUAUUCAUACCAACUAUCACUCUCAGUUCAAAAUAGAUUCGAUGAAACUUGCUGUGCUGAAAAACGAGUGGAUCGCGAAAAAACUCAACGGAAAACUGUUUGAUGUUGUUUGCAGACUCGAUAAGAAAGUUGAAAACUGA